AUGAACGUACUCAAGCUACAAAAGAAAUACCCCCAGUUCCCGCAAUCCGAGAUCUACGGGCUCAGCGAUGCCUUUCGCAAACUCGACGUCGACGACAAGGGCUACGUAGACGAGGCGACGGCCAUCAAGUCAGCCCAAGGCACCGAGCGACAGCCGUACGAUGUGGUGAGACAGGCGCUGAAAGAGGUCGAGCUGGACAGUUCGAGGCGUGUGGAGCUCGACGACUAUGUCGAUCUGAUUGCGCGGCUACGACAGAGCAGUCCUGCCCAGCAGAGAUCGCGAGGCUUUAGUAAUGCCGCGCAGCCUCACCAGGGUCGAGCCGCUCCCGCCGGCGCACUACAGAGUCAAGGCACUGGGGGCGGCGCACAGCAAAAGCCAGGCAGAAUCACGGUCGGAGGAGCAACAGGCAGCUCGCAGCACACCAUCAACGAGGACGAGCGCACCGCCUUCACCUCGCACAUCAACGCGGUUCUGGCCGGCGAUGCAGACAUUGGCCACCUCUUGCCCUUCCCACUCGACACCUUCGAGAUGUUCGACUCCUGCAGAGACGGUCUCGUGCUAGCCAAGCUCAUCAACGACAGCGUGCCGGACACCAUCGACGAGCGGGUGCUGAACAGAGAGGGCAAGAAGAUCAAGAAGCUGAACGCUUUCCACAUGACGGAGAACAACAACAUUGUCAUUGAGUCCUCCAAGGGGAUUGGCUGCUCUGUGGUCAACAUUGGCGCUGGAGAUAUUAUUGAGGUCCGCGAGCAUCUCGUGCUGGGUCUGAUAUGGCAGAUCAUCCGUAGAGGUCUGCUGGGCAAGAUCGACAUCAAGCUCCACCCUGAGCUUUACCGCUUGCUUGAAGACGGUGAGACAUUGGAGCAGUUUUUGCGACUCCCUCCCGAGCAGAUCCUGCUGAGAUGGUUCAACUACCACUUGAAGAACGCUGGUUGGAACAGGAGAGUACAAAACUUCUCGAGCGAUGUCAAGGACGCGGAAAACUAUACUGUCCUGCUCAACCAGCUCGCACCCAAUGUCUGCUCGCGAUCACCUCUCCAGACCUCCGACCUACAGCAACGAGCCGAGCAAGUCCUCCAAAACGCCGACCGCCUCGAUCCUCCGUGCCGCAAGUUCUUGACACCAAAGUCACUCGCGGCAGGCAACCCGAAGCUCAACCUUGCAUUCGUCGCAAACCUCUUCAACAACCACCCAGGUCUGGACCCGAUCACAGAGGAAGAGAAGGCAGAGAUCGACGACUUCGACGCAGAGGGCGAGCGCGAAGCACGUGUGUUCACUCUAUGGCUCAACUCGAUGGACGUCAAGCCAACUGUCACAUCAUUCUUCGACGAUCUCAAGGACGGCAUCAUUCUGCUACAAGCAUACGACAAGGUUAUCCAGGGCAGCGUGAACUGGAGACACGUCAACAAGCCACCAGCCAAUGCCGUCACACCUGUGAGCCAGGACGAGGAUGAGCAAUACCUGACGAUCAAGUCGGGUAUGUCACGAUUCAAGGCGGUCGAGAACACCAACUACGCAGUGGAGAUUGGCAAGCAGAAUAGAUUUUCGCUUGUUGGUAUCCAAGGUGCAGACAUCACAGACGGCCAGCGGACUCUCACACUCGGAAUGGUCUGGCAACUCAUGCGCAAGGAUAUCACAAACACUCUGUCAGCACUCGCACAACGUCUCGGUAAGCGCGAGAUCAGCGACUCGGACAUGGUGCAGUGGGCCAACAACACCGUCAAGAAAGGUGGUCGCUCAUCGCAAGUACGGAGCUUCAAGGACCAGCAAAUUGCAUCGGGUGUGUACCUUCUUGACGUGCUGAACGGCAUCAAGAGCUCGUAUGUCGACUACGAUCUCGUGGCCACUGGACGAUCAGACGAGGAGGCAUACGCGAAUGCCAAGCUCGCCAUUUCGAUCGCAAGAAAGAUGGGCGCGACCAUCUGGCUGGUACCGGAGGAUAUCACGAGCCUGCGGACGAGACUCAUUGUCACUUUCAUGGGUAGCUUGAUGGCUACGGCAGAGAGGCUGGGUGUCUAG
Fulvia fulva is the source of this 2019-nucleotide messenger RNA. Its product is annotated as Fimbrin. Lineage: Eukaryota; Fungi; Ascomycota; Dothideomycetes; Mycosphaerellales; Mycosphaerellaceae. The transcript is spliced from 3 exons. The coding region runs from base 1 to 2019 and encodes 672 amino acids. Gene Ontology annotation, biological process: actin filament network formation; actin filament bundle assembly. Gene Ontology annotation, cellular component: actin filament bundle; actin filament; cytoplasm. Gene Ontology annotation, molecular function: actin filament binding. The record is from RefSeq and is a predicted model, not a curated record.